This is a messenger RNA of Hibiscus syriacus, 894 nucleotides long. Its product is annotated as ethylene-responsive transcription factor CRF1-like. Gene Ontology annotation, molecular function: DNA binding; DNA-binding transcription factor activity. The record is from RefSeq and is a predicted model, not a curated record. Gene Ontology annotation, biological process: regulation of DNA-templated transcription. The transcript has a single exon. Bases 1 to 894 code for a protein of 297 amino acids. Lineage: Eukaryota; Viridiplantae; Streptophyta; Magnoliopsida; Malvales; Malvaceae.
AUGGAUCCUUUUCGGUUUUCUUCAAUCAAAUACACUCAACACCGCACUGAAACCAAGCUCCUUUCACCGUUCUUCAUUGUGGGUCCUCAAAAUCACCGACGGAAUAAGCCUCGAGUUGUUCGGCACUGUUACAAGCUCCGUGUAAGAAACAGGGUCAAGAAAUUCGUCAACGAGAUUACCAUUGAAUCAACCAGUAAGUCGUCUUCUUCCUCGAGAAUGAAGGCUCGGAAAAGGGUGGCGGUUAAAGCGCCGGCGGAAAAGAAGUUCAGGGGAGUAAGGCAACGACCUUGGGGGAAAUGGGCGGCGGAAAUAAGGGACCCGUUAAGACGUAUUCGGUUAUGGUUAGGCACCUACAAUACAGCCGAAGAAGCAGCGAUGGUUUAUGACAAAGCGGCUAUUCAGCUGCGCGGGCACGACGCGCUCACCAACUUCAUCACUCCUCUUCCAAGCUCCGGCGAAGAAUCUCACAGCAGUUACCUUCGCUCUCCGACGUCCGUUCUCCGCUGCCCUUCGCUUUCGAACGACGAAGUCGACUCUCAGAGCGCGAAACAAACGCCUGGAACCGGAAGCCAAGGUCGAGACUUUGCCGAGGAUUCUUGCUGCAUGUCGGGUGAAACUGAAAACUUAUCGGAAUAUUCCGAGCUCCGGAGUGACAUUUUUAGUUCGGUGCCGGGUUUGUUCGACGAUAAGACGAGUUUAGACGAAUUCGGGUUUCCGGGAGAUUUCGGGUACCCAUAUUUGAGUUCAGGUGGGGAUUUCGAGUUUGUUCCCGAGCUGCCAACUGUCGAUGAUCAUUUCCAAGAUAUCGGGGAUCUAUUCUGGUCGGAUCGUCCGUUAGCCUUUUGUCCCUUUCUAUGUAAUGCCGCCUUCACGGUAAGUUUUGUAUCCGCGUGA